Dermacentor andersoni is the source of this 869-nucleotide messenger RNA. RefSeq lists its product as uncharacterized. The record is from RefSeq and is a predicted model, not a curated record. Lineage: Eukaryota; Metazoa; Arthropoda; Arachnida; Ixodida; Ixodidae.
GUCAGUCGAGUACCACACCGAGACAGCUCCAAGCAUGGAAAAUCACGGUGGCAAGGACACAGCGCAGGAGCAUAGCACCGCUGAAAUAUCGGAGCAAGUCGCGGUCAGUGGCCCUGCCAGCGCCGGCCGAAUGACGUCACACUUGGCCGAGAAGGUCCGCAAGAAGCACAGCAAGAAGCGCACUAAGUCCGCCGACGUGCACCACGACGGCGGCAAGUCUCCUGAGAGCGCUGUCGAUUCGUUGCCUGGAAGGGGCAAGAAAGCCAAGCGGGAGCCGAAGGCCAAAGGCAGCGACGCUGUCCCAGUGCCGCCAUCUAGCCAGGACAUCUCGCCGGAGCCUUUGCCGCCACCUGUCGCGCUUGUUGAAAAAACGGCUGCGCCCUCGGCUGCGGUUGCUCCACAUGUCCACGGAGCACCUAAACCUGUAGACCACGAAAUGUACCCGCCAGCAAAAGACGUCCCGGAACCACCCGGGUUCGACAACAGCCUUUCUACGAUUGAGCAGAGGAGACCGAAAAUGUCAAUAAUCCUUCCGAUGAUCGCCAGUGCGGGAAUCAUGUGCCUCAUGCUGGUCGUCAUCAUCAGUAUGCUUGUGUCGAUCCGCAGGCGUGCCAAGGCUACGGGCACGAACACCGCCAGGCCAGCCACCAUGAUCCACGACGGCGUAGAGAUGGCGUCGACAUCGCCCACGAUGACAAUCACGACAGGAAGUGAAAACGCCACGAGCAGCCACAGUCACAACCCGGUGGUAGAACAGACUUAGCUCGUCAGCACGAGCUCGCUGACUUUAGUCGUGCAGUAGAGCGCCCACAUUUUUAUCCCUGCCUUGUUCCUUCGGAGGCUGGGAUCACAUUUUCUGCAAGAGUGAA